GCCCAAGCCAGAGGUGCAGGCACUCUACCGCAGCAUCGAGCGGCGCCUGCGGAGGAGGUCGUGGGCGGGAAGAGGAGAGAUGAGGAGGCGCCGCGUGGCAACGGUGGGGAUUCACGUGCGCGUGCGCGACCAGGUGGUGUGGGCGGGCGACAGGGGGGCGCCCAAGGCGCUCGACGACACGCAGGUGGAUGUGCUGCUUGCCCGCGCCCGCAGGUGGCUUCUGUGCGCUCGGCGGGUGGAGGCGUACUGGUUCCCGUCGUCCGUGGUGGUGCGCUGGAUGCUCGUCACCAACUCAGCGCAGCUCAAGGCCGCCAUUAAAUCCCAGUUUCCCCACAAGGUCAUCACCACCGACUUUAUCCCUCGGCAUUCAAAUAGUCUGAGCUCUAGUUCUGCUGGCGGCAGUGGCAAUGCCUCCUCCACUCUGAGCCUAAGGGAGCUUGAAAGGCAGCAGCAGGAAGAGGCAAAACUCGAGCAGGAACGUUUGUUUCAGGAACUGUUUCCCUCCCUUCCCCCUCUCAAAUCCCCCCCUUCUCACUCUCAAAUCCCCCUUUUCUCCCUCUCAUCCCUUCCCUUCUUCUCCCCCUCAUUUUCCGCCCUGCUCCCUCUCAUUUCUCCCUCUUCUCCCCCACAUGUCCCCCCCUUCUCCCUCUCAUUUCCCUCCCUUCUCCCUCUCAUUUCCUCCCCUUCUCCCCCUCAUUUCCCGCCCUUCUCCCUCUCAUUUCCCCCCUUUCUCCCCCAAAUGUCCCCCCCUUCUCCCUCUCCUUUCCCCCCCCUCUCCCUCUCAUUACCCCCCUCCCCUUCUCCCCCUCAUUUCCCCCCCUUCUCGCUCUCAAAUCCCCAUUUUUUCCCUCUCAUCCCCCCCCUUCUCCCCCUCAUUUCCCCCCUUGCUCCCUCUCAGCCCCCCCCCCUUCUCCCUCCCAUCUACCCCCGUUCUCGCCCUCAUUUCCCCCCCUUCUCCCUCUCUCAUUUCCCCCACUGCUCCCCUUCAUUUUGCCCCCUGCUCCUUCUCACUUCCACAUUUGCUCCCUCUCAUUUCCACCCUUGCCGCCUCUCACUUCCACCCUUGCUCCCUCUCAUUUUCCCUUUGCUCACCAUCAUUUCCCCCCCUGCACCCUCUCAUUUUCCCCCCUUCUCCCCCACAUGUCCCCCACUUUCUACCUCUCAGUUCACGUGUCCGGAUGCUGUGCAUGUUCACGACAUGCAGGUGAGGGCGGGAUCAGGUGUGGCGCGGGCGGAUCAGCGUAUGCUAGGUGUGCGUGUGCCUGCUGAUUGA
Messenger RNA from Closterium sp. Naga37s-1, 1273 nucleotides. The record is from the annotation of a GenBank genome assembly. NCBI's taxonomy places the organism in Eukaryota, Viridiplantae, Streptophyta, Zygnematophyceae, Desmidiales, Closteriaceae.